Messenger RNA from Penicillium lagena, 684 nucleotides. RefSeq lists its product as uncharacterized. The coding region runs from base 1 to 684 and encodes 227 amino acids. NCBI's taxonomy places the organism in Eukaryota, Fungi, Ascomycota, Eurotiomycetes, Eurotiales, Aspergillaceae. Gene Ontology annotation, molecular function: protein binding. The record is from RefSeq and is a predicted model, not a curated record. The transcript is spliced from 3 exons.
AUGCUCCGCAUCGGCCCCUCCAAACGCCUCUUCGCCGCCCACGAGUCCAUCCUUAGCAUAUCCCCCUUCUUCGCAUCGCGCUGUCGCAGUUUCAGCUCGCGCACCCGGGCACCGCCACGCCACCCGCCUGCGAGACGGAUCGAUCUGCCAGAUGAGCAGCCGGAGGUAUUUGCAUGUGUGCUGGAGUUUCUGUACAAGGGGGAUUAUUCCCCGCGGUUGAGACGGGAUCAGGAGAAGGGGUGUUGGGUGGUGGAGGGGGCAAUGAGCACUGAAGGAGAGGGAGGGAGUAGUGAUGAUCAUCCUGGGGCGACGAUGUUCUGUGCUGAGGUUGGGGGGUUGAUUUUGAGGGAUACGGCUGUGUACUGCGCCGCAGAACAAUACGCCCUCCCCACGCUCCAACGCCUCGCCCUGCGCAAACAAGGCCUCCAUGUCGGGAUUUCAUGCAGCACCAUCCUCGCCAGCGCGCGGUACGCCUAUGCGCACACGCCGGACACGGAGUCCAAGCUGCGCGCGCAUUAUCUGGCGCUUAUAGUUCGGUGCCGCGAGACCUUCAAGCAGAGUGGCACGAUGCAAAUGGAGAUGGAGCGUGGGGGGAAGAUGUUUUUUGAUUUGUUUGUUGCGUUGUGUAAUCAUAUGGAUGAUAUGAGUCCCGCUGCUGCUGUUCAGGCCUCGAUGGCCCAGUGA